This is a messenger RNA of Aspergillus saccharolyticus JOP 1030-1, 1581 nucleotides long. RefSeq names its product dihydroxy-acid and 6-phosphogluconate dehydratase. The coding region runs from base 1 to 1581 and encodes 526 amino acids. The transcript has 5 exons. Gene Ontology annotation, cellular component: mitochondrion. Gene Ontology annotation, molecular function: dihydroxy-acid dehydratase activity. Lineage: Eukaryota; Fungi; Ascomycota; Eurotiomycetes; Eurotiales; Aspergillaceae. The record is from RefSeq and is a predicted model, not a curated record. Gene Ontology annotation, biological process: branched-chain amino acid biosynthetic process.
AUGCCGGGCAACCACCACUGCCUCGGCCGUCAGAUAUGGCAUGUCAUCUUUAGCACGCUCAAGCCAGAGCACACGUCCGUGGAUCUUCCCCUUAUUCUGUAUUGCGCAAACCAUGAUAGCCACAGCCAUGCCCUCAACCGUGAAUCCUCCAAGAUCACACAGCCCAAAUCUCAGGGCGCCUCGCAAGCCAUGCUCUAUGCCACCGGCCUGACACCCGCCGACAUGCACAAACCCCAGGUCGGGAUCACCUCCGUUUGGUUCGAGGGUAACCCGUGCAACAUGCACCUUCUCUCGCUGUCGGAAAUCCUGCGGGACUCUGUCACGCGCGCCAACCUCGUUUCCAUGCGCUUCAGCUCAAUCGGCGCCUCGGACGGUAUUAGCAUGGGCACCUCGGGGAUGAGAUACAGUCUGCGGAGCAGAGAGAUCAUAGCGGACGGGAUUGAAACGGUGAUGCACGCGCAGUGGUACGAUGCCAACGUUUCGUUACCAGGGUGUUAUAAGAACAUGCCGGGCGUGGUGAUGGCCAUGGGCCGGGUCAACCUGCCCAGUUUGAUGGUUUAUGGCGGGAGCAUCAAGCCCGGGCGGUGCAGUAGUGCACCAGGUAAAGGGGGAGGCCAGAAGCUCGAUCUUGUUAGCGCGUUCCAGUUCUACGGACAGUAUAUCACGGGCCAGAUCGACGAGGCGCAGCGCAUGGACAUCAUCCAAAAAUGCGUGCCCGGGCGCCGGGGCUUGUGGCAGCAUACAAUGGGGAUGACGGUGCCAGGCAGCAGCAGCACGCCGGCUGAGGAUCCGCGAAAACGAGCUGAGUGCGAAGGGGUGGGUGAAAUUAUUUGGAAUCUGCUCAAGGAAGAUAUCCGGCCCAGGGAUAUCAUGACACGGCAGGCGUUUGAGAAUGCCAUGAUCGUGGUGACUGUACUUGGCGGGAACACAAAUGCCAUCUUCCAUCUCAUCGCAAUGGCGGAUGCCGUGGGCAUCAAGCUCACUAUCGACGACUUCCAGGCUGUGUCAGACAAGACACCCUUCCUGGCAGACCUCAAACCGUCAAGUCAAUACGUAAUGCACGAUUUGUACAACAUUGGAGGCACGCCGGCCUUGCUCAAGUUCCUGCUGAAGGAAGGGCUGAUUGACGGCGAGGGAAUCACCGUGACAGGCCGGACGAUACCUCGCCUCCUGGCCGGGUUUCCCGUCGAAUCAGCCCAUCAUCCGCCCGCUCAAUUCUUCGUGGGUCUCAAGAUUACCGGCAAGGAAGGGCUGCGGUUUGAGGGCGCAGCUAAAUGUUUUGACUAUGAGGAUGCGUUCAUUAGGGCGCUGGAACAGGGGGAGAUCAGAAAAGGCGAGAAGACGGUGGUGAUCAUCCGAUAUGAGGGCCCCAAGGGCGGGCCUGGCAUGCCGGAGAUGCUCAAGCCCAGUUCGGCCAUUAUGGGCGCGGGCCUGGGCCAGGAUGUUGCCUUGCUUACUGAUGGGAGAUUUUCGGGUGGUAGCCACGGGUUUAUCAUCGGGCAUGUCGUGCCCGAAGCGAUGGAAGGGGGUCCAAUUGCCUUAGUUAGAGAUGGUGACCGCUUAAUGCGGAGAAAAGAGUGA